This is a messenger RNA of Cottoperca gobio, 534 nucleotides long. RefSeq names its product glucagon-1-like. NCBI's taxonomy places the organism in Eukaryota, Metazoa, Chordata, Actinopteri, Perciformes, Bovichtidae. Gene Ontology annotation, cellular component: extracellular region. Bases 4 to 534 code for a protein of 176 amino acids. The record is from RefSeq and is a predicted model, not a curated record. The transcript is spliced from 5 exons. Gene Ontology annotation, biological process: response to starvation. Gene Ontology annotation, molecular function: glucagon receptor binding; hormone activity.
ACCAUGAAAAGCUUCCUAGCUGGUAUCCUUCUGGUUCUGGGCUUUGUCCAGAGCAGCUGGCAGGUUCCUCUGCAGGAGGCUGACGGCAGCUCAAGCUUUGACACGGACGACACGUUAGCGGAGCCGAGGGAGCUGUCGAACAUGAAGAGACAUUCGGAGGGAACUUUCUCAAACGACUACAGCAAAUACCUGGAGGACAGGAAGGCGCAGGACUUUGUUCAGUGGCUGAUGAACAACAAGAGGAGCGGUGCUGAAGAAAAGCGCCACGCAGAUGGGACCUUCACCAGCGACGUGAGCUCUUACCUCACGGACCAGGCCAUCAGAGACUUUGUUGCCAGGCUCAAGGCUGGACGAGACAGAAGAGAAUCUGAAACGGACAGGCGGGGCGAGGCGCUCAGCAGGAGGCAUGUAGAUGGAAGCUUCACCAGUGACGUGAACAAGGUGCUGGACUCCUUGGCUGCAAAGGAAUAUUUACUCUGGGUCAUGACCUCCAAGUCUUCAGGGGAGAGUAAGAAAAGACAAGAGGACCAGUGA